GAAUGGAUGGAUAGGUAGAUGAAUAUGCAGGUUCCAAAUAUAAGUAAAUGAAUGCAUUUGGCCCCUGAUAACCAUCAAAAGUUGUUUCCAGAGUUAUAAAUAUAAAAUACUCACAAAGGGUGGAUAGAAUUUUCCUAAUUAUAAUUACCUGAGAAGGUAGAGGAGUAAAAAUAGGUGUGACAUCACCACACAGGAAGGUGUUCUCGGGCUUCCCACACUUUCUCCCCACAUGCGCACUCGUUGACCUCCUAGCACUGCCCACUUGUGGUCACUAACACAUCACUCACACUUCUCCACAGUCAAGUUGACACUGUGGUCCCCAAAAUGUUCCAUCGGGAGGUGUUUGGGGGGCAGCCAACCCGGAGGAAGCUCCCAGAGCAGAUGGAGGCGUUGACACGUGUGGUCACAGGGCCCCUGCCUCUGCCUCCUUCAAAAGAAACGACUCUCCUGCACUUAUUUCAGAAGUGAGAGGAAAUCGCCAGCGUCACAGCAGCAGGGCACAACAUGUGGUGGCAAGUUCUCAGCUUACUGUCUUGGUUCCCCGUACAAGACACCCUCCUGACUAACCUCACGGAAACUGUCACCGUGGAGGAAGGCCACACACUGACCCUCGAGUGUGCCACUUCCCCGGGGAAGACCGCCUCCCUCCAGUGGCUGGCACCCUCUGGCUUCACCAUGUUUUUAAAUGGGCAUCCCGCUUUAAAAGACUCCAGAUACCAACUUCUUCACCACUCAGCCACGCAGCUGUCCAUCCAAGUGGCCAAUGUCACCGUCCAGGAUGAAGGCGUGUACAAGUGUUUACAGUACGGCAACUCGGUGAGCACCAAGGAAGUGAGAGUGAUUGUGCUAGCAACUCCUGUCAAGCCAACCCUGGAGGCUUCAGUUAUCAGAAGACCUAACGGAAAAGAACAUGUUGUACUUAGAUGCUCUGCCCAGAGAAGCAAGCCCCCUCCGAGGAUAACCUGGCUACUGGGGACCAACAUGGAGAUCUAUAGUGAAACCCACCAUAAGUUCGAAACAGACGGGAAAAAAUGUAAUACCACCAGCAUGCUAAUCGUGCAUUCAUUCAGCAAAAACUCGACUGUGGGCUGCGUCCUACGACACCAGGGCCUGCAAGGGAGCAAAUUCGUUGUGCCCUUCCAGUUUGAAGAUUUGGUUACCGAGCAAGAAACAGUUUCAGACGCUCCGGAGCAAAGCACUCGCUCUUCUCCAGACCCUCAGCAGCCCACGAGUAUUGUUUCAAUAAUGGAAAAUUCCAGUAUACCAGAGGUUAACAAGGAAGAAAAAGAACAAACCAUUCAAGACUCUGAUUUGGCCAGUGACGCAAGUCCUCGGUAUAUGGGGCUGGCAAGGAAAAAGAGUGGCAUCCUGCUGCUCACACUUGUGUCCUUCCUCAUCUUUGUCCUCUUCAUCAUUGUCCAGCUCUUCAUCAUGAAACUGCGGAAGGCACACGUGGUCUGGAAGAAGGAAAAUGAAAUUUCAGAAAACACCCUAGAAAGCUACAGAUCAAGGUCAAAUAAUGAAGAAACAUCUUCCCAAGAGAAAAAUAGCCAAACUUCCCACUCGAAGCGUUGCAUGGACUACAUUGCAAGGUUGUAUUCGGGAGCAAAAACAAAGAAGGAGGCUGUGCAACCUUCACAAUCGAAAGAAAAGGGCACUCACGUCCCGGAGAGCAUUGUGUAGCAUGCCCUGUGACAGAAGACAGGAUUUCAGAGCCACCGCGGCAAGAAGAGCGUCUGUGGGACAGAGAAAAUUACUGUGACAUGAAAAUAUCAUCUGAGUGCAAUGCAUGAUGAUGUCCUCUGAACCAGGGCAAAAACAUGAGGGCCAAACCACGGACAGAAGGUUCCUAGUUAAAAGAACGAAAGAAAAAAAGAACCUAUUACGCCUGACACUACUUCAGAGCAGAAGGAUUCCACUAAGCCUUGUGGAUCGGGGUCAGUGUGACCAACUAACAUCUUACCUUGAAGGGAAUGAAAAUUUUUAGGUACCGGGCUUUAGUGGAACUAUAUAAAACAAUUUUUUUAGAAGAAGAUCUUUCCUUCUGGUCAUAAAAUAAAGAAUCUUAGGAUGAAAAGGACCUAAACGAAAUCUCCAGUCCUAGGAGGUUGCUUUCAAGAUGGGUAUUAAGAAGAGGCAACCAGUCCAUGGGCAUUCGAGAGGACCCGUGUGUGUGUCACAGUGACUGAGUCAGACAGACACGAAGGCCCCAAGCUCUGCUCCUAGGACACAAGGAGAGAGCUCGGAGUCCCGAGUGUCAGACUUCCUUAAGCUUUCUUGCUAUAUCACAUGUGCUGACUUGAUAGACAGCGUGUUUUAACCCAGUCAUUCCAUAACAAGGCAUGUCUGCAAGCCUACCCAACAGACUUGAUGAAUGGUUUUUUAAAUUCCUCAGUAAAGAGUAUUUGUUUUUUCUAGCAAUUGUGGUCCAAGUGGUACUACCUACUUUCAUACGCAAAAAGUGACAUGUGACAUCUUUUUCUUUCUAUCAGUGUAUUUAAAUGACAGCAAAUGCUGCCAUUAUGUAGAAAUCUUCUCAGUGUUAGGAUCUGAAUAAACCAGCUCUAAAAUAAUGCA
Cavia porcellus (domestic guinea pig) is the source of this 2577-nucleotide messenger RNA. It is a transcript of the gene Crtam, whose product is annotated as cytotoxic and regulatory T cell molecule. Lineage: Eukaryota; Metazoa; Chordata; Mammalia; Rodentia; Caviidae. The transcript has 10 exons. Gene Ontology annotation, molecular function: signaling receptor binding. Gene Ontology annotation, biological process: cell recognition; detection of tumor cell; positive regulation of natural killer cell mediated cytotoxicity directed against tumor cell target. The record is from RefSeq and is a predicted model, not a curated record. Bases 505 to 1683 code for a protein of 392 amino acids. Gene Ontology annotation, cellular component: plasma membrane.